AUGGAGACCAGGGAGGACAAAUCCCAAGGGCAGAACCUUGUGGAAGAGGCCAUUUUGAGUGGCUCCACUGUGCAGGAAUCCAAUGGGAAGGAAAAGCCCCAGAGAUCCGGCAAGAGGAGGGCUUCCAAACCCAUCCCAGGGUGCUUGGAGAUGGGAAGACCCAGCCUGUGCCAGGAAGAUGGACAGAGCUUCAGCCAGAGCUUCCACCUGAUCCAGAACCAGAUGAUCCAAACUGGGGAAUGGCCCUAUAAGUGUGGGGAAUGUGGGAAGGGCUUCAAGAACAACUCCACCCUUGUGACCCACCAGUGCAUCCAUACCGGGGAGAGGCUCUACGAGUGUGCAGAGUGCAGGAAGAACUUCCGCCAGAAAUCCCUCUUGAUCCGUCACCUGAAGAUCCACAGCACAGAAGGGCCCUACAAGUGUGAGCAAUGUGGGAAGAGCUUCAGCCAGCGAUCCCACCUGAUCUGCCACCAGAGGAUCCACACUGGGGAUAGGCCCUGCAAGUGUGAGGAAUGUGGGAUGAGCUUCAGCCAGAUCUCCAGCCUGAUCAUACACCAGAGGAUCCACACUGGGGAGAGGCCCUAUAAGUGUGGGGAAUGUGGGAAGGGCUUCAGGCAGAGCUCCGGCCUGAUCCGCCACCAGAGGAUCCACACCAGGGAACGGCCCUACAAGUGUGAGCAAUGUGGGAAGAGCUUCAGCCAGAACUUCCACCUGAUCUGCCACCAGAGGAUCCACACUGGGGAGAGGCCCUACAAGUGUGGGGAAUGCGGGAAGGGCUUCAGCCAGAGCUCCAUCCUGAUCCGCCACCAGAGGAUCCACACCAGAGAACGGCCCUACCAGUGUGAGCAAUGUGGGAAGAGCUUCAGCCGAUACUCCCACUUGAUCCACCACCAGAAUAUCCAUGCUGAGAAAAGGCCCGACAAGUGUGGGGAAUGCAAGAAGGGCUUCAACCAGAAGUUCCAUCUGGCCAUCCAUCAAAAGAUCCACACUGGGGAGAGACUUGACAAGUGUCCCAAG
Molecule: messenger RNA, 1017 nt
Organism: Hirundo rustica (Barn swallow)
Lineage: Eukaryota; Metazoa; Chordata; Aves; Passeriformes; Hirundinidae
Product: zinc finger protein 239-like
Exons: 1
Biological process (GO): regulation of transcription by RNA polymerase II
Molecular function (GO): DNA-binding transcription factor activity, RNA polymerase II-specific; RNA polymerase II cis-regulatory region sequence-specific DNA binding
Source: RefSeq, a predicted model, not a curated record